UCUCGCGUCCGAAGGAUGGUGUUGUGUUAGAGGCAGUGGGGAGAAGGGUGAGGGGUAUCCACAAAGAUGUUGCGUGAUUUUUGGGAAAUUUAUUUAUUUAAAUAAAAAUGGCCGCCGCAGAGAGCGGAGAGGAGAGACUAGGUGAGGACAAGAAUGAAGACCAGGAGGGCUCAAAAGACAAGACGCAGAAGCAGAAGAAAAACAAAAGGGAACGGCAAGAUGUGGAAAAACUCGAGGCCACAGUGUCCGUUCCUCCACCCCCGCCUCUUCUUACGCAGGGGGAUGUUGGACAACAGACAGAAGCAGGGAAGUCUGAACCCAUUGACCCUGAAGUUGGAGCUGCUCUCAGCGCUCCAGAAUCUUCCGCAUCAGCCAAGCAGCGGCGUUCCAUCAUUCGGGACAGAGGCCCACUGUAUGACGACCCUUCACUGCCUCAAGGUUGGACGCGGAAGCUGAAACAGCGCAAGUCGGGGCGAUCCGCUGGAAAAUUUGAUGUCUACCUGAUCAACCCAGAAGGGAAAGCCUUCCGUUCCAAAGUGGAGCUCAUGGCGUACUUCCAAAAGGUGGGCGAUACCACCACAGAUCCCAAUGACUUUGACUUCACAGUCACAGGCCGAGGGAGCCCCUCUCGCAGAGAAAAGAGACCACCAAAGAAGCCUAAAGUGGUCAAACCUUCUGGUCGAGGGAGGGGUCGACCCAAAGGCAGCGGCAAGGUACGGCAGACCACAGAAGGGGUGGCUGUGAAGCGUGUCGUUGAAAAGAGUCCAGGAAAACUCCUUGUAAAGAUGCCCUUUGUGGUCCCCAAAACUGAACCAGGGGCUCCAAUGGUGCAAGCCGUAGUUGCCAAAGUGCGCCGAGGGCGCAAGCGGAAAUCAGAACAGGAACCACCGAGCACCCCCAAAAAACGUGGCCGCAAGCCAGCAGCUGCUUCACAGUCAGCGGUGGGGAUGGGUUCAGCUGCUGCAUACACGGCCGCAGCCAUUCUCACCGCCGAGGCCAAGAAAAAAGCUCAGAAGGAGUCUUCCGUAAAGCCUGUUCAGGAGAGGGCACUUCCCAUCAAGAAACGCAAAACUCGAGAGACUUUAGAGGAGUUGGAAGGAUCCACCACCUCCACGACAGAGACGUUUGUUCCUGUGAUAGCAAAACGACUGACUGCAUCAACUGUGACCCCUACAGGGGAGGAGGUAGAAACGGGACAGAAGUCUCACAAGCAUCCCGGCCGGAAGCACAAAGAGGCGUCUACAGAUCCGGGGAACGGCAGUAGCAGCAGCAGCAGCAGCGGGACGGCAACCGGCGGCAGUGGCAGCGGACCGAAGAGUCACAAGAAGAGAGAUCAUCGAGGGCAGCACUUUAAACACCACCACCAUCAUCACCACCACCAACACCACCACCAUCUACAGGCCAUGCCGCCCUCCACCUACACUCCACAGGCUCACCAGCUCUCCUUGGGUCACUCCACACAAGGGGGGCCGCCUGUGACAACAGAAAACGAACCCCAGGACUUGAGCACCUCCAGGCCCAAAGUGGAACAUGUGGCCUUCCGGGAGGAAGCAAGAACUGAUAGCUCCUCGAGCAGGGACGCUCAGAACGCAAGCAAGAUGGCCUCCUCUGACCUGAGAGGGCAGCAGAAGACUGUGACGGGGGAUGGCAAGGAGCUGAGAGACAUUGUUCCUCCCUCCGCCGUUCCAAGGCCGAGCCGCGAGGAAACAGUCGAGUCCCGGACACCAGUGAGCGAGCCAGUGAGCUGACUGACUAAGUGAUGGAUCGGGUGCGGCUUUGCGUCCCGAAGAGUUGGAGGCGGUCGCAGCGGGACGAGUGAUUUUUCGUUCUUUUUUACUGAGGAAAAAAGAAAAAGGAAACAAAAAUAUACAAAAAUGUAAACGUACUUCUACAAAAGGCAGCUGUUGUGUCUCGUUCUCUCUGUGGGUUGGACACGGGGCGAUAAUUCUCUUGCUUCCGGAUGAAUUCUCUGCUAACCUUUUUCUUUACGGUUUCCUUUUAUUUCCCACUAUAUCUUUGUAUUAGUAUAUCUUAGCACUCACCUAAACCAGUUAUUCCUUUGUCAGAGCUUGUAGGAAGUAGGAAACACACUCAAGUGGUAAUGAAGUCACAUGCCAUAGUUAUCGUAAAGCGAAACUUUCCGGUCAAAGAUGCUCUCGAAAGUACUCAAAUGCAGCAUAGUCAUGUCAUCUCAACCCUAGAAAAAAGGUGUCCUAUUAGUGUGUUCUUCCUUUUGUGUCUGAAACGAAGGGGCAAAUCCGGCAAGCUGAAGAAAAAAGGGCCACAUUUUCGAUCUCCAUCUUUUCCAUUUGAGUCGGACGCAGCUGUUGCAGCAUCAUCACCUUUGAAAUAAGACGCUAGCUUAACUCUGACAGAAAAGAACUUCCUAGUUGUGGGUUUGUGCCAAGCUGAUAUUUCCAGCCUGUUGACCUGUAAAGAUAAAUUUAAUUUAAAAGCAGUAUUUCCUUUUUAAGUUGUUGGUAUUUUCAGUGCACAUGUCUAUUAAUUAUCUGUAGUUUGGUUAACCUAAUAAUCACCAGUUUCGGAGAUGCCUGAGAAAAUGCAACUAGAGCGGAAAGCUCUAUUUUUCAUUUUCUCUGGUGGGGAAGAUAAAGCACAAAUGUAUUUGUUAGGGAGCAUUGAAAGCACAGUCCAGUGUAGCAUCUUGAGUAGAUGUCAACUUGCGUAAAAGAAUACGAGAAAAGGAAUUUGUUAUGUUUACCUGCUUUUUUUUCCCAUGAAGUACAAUUUAAAUAGUGGGCUUGUGUUCUUACGACACAAAUCCCUACCAAAAAAAAAAAAAGCAUACAGUUUCAAAUGUAGCUUUUGGUUUUAUCAUGUGUGGUUCUAGACUUAUCCCAUAGAGCUGCUGUUCUAAAAACGAUUCUGUCGGAAAAGUUAAUAGAUGGCUAUAUUUAUAUAAUGUCUUGUCAGGCUGUAGUUGUGUCAAAUGCAUGGGUUCCUGAUGUUUGCGUGCUUUGCGUGCUAUUUAUUACAGUACUCUGACAUUGUCUUUCUUGUACAUAAAGGUUUAUAAAGCCAGGUUCAGCACUGAUGAUGAGGGUUAAUUGUUAUAGAUACAUAAAUAUUUUGAAUUAUGAGUAUUAUGAAACAUUACUUGGCAACAAAUGAAAGAAAACCUUGCAUACAUUGUACAACACCAUGCAAUCAUGAAUAGUUCUAUUAGUUUUCUAAAGUCUUCUUUCUCAAAAUGACAAAGCAUAUUUGCAAUCAGAAAGAAGGACACCAAAUCAUGGCUCCGUGCAAAAAGUUGUGAGAGAUUGAACGUACUAAAGAUGUCUUGGUAAUUAAUUUGAUUGUACCGUUGAGAUUAUCAAUUUCUGAAUUUCCUUAGGAUCAUGUUCUUUGUUGAUUAUGUAAAAUUAGGAUUUUACAGAAAAUAUACAGCGCUUUUUCCAUUUAAUUUUUGUUUCUUCUUCUAGAUGAAAUGCACCUUACUUUUAAAACACUUUCACAGAAUUGAAUAUUGAAAUUGUGAGAAGCAUACCAAUUUAUUUGCAUAUAUUUUUCUGGUUAGCUUUGCACAGACUGUCCGGAGGUUGUAACUUUCUUCAGAUGUGUGUCAGCAUCAUAGAAUGCAUGUUCAGUGUCGUUAUAAAGAUCCAUUCUUUUGUUUAGAUUUGCUUUCUCUGUGCAAAUACCCCAUAUUUACCAAAUUAUCACACAUAAAGGCUACAUUUGACUUACAGUAGUGUUGGGUCAGAUUCCAGCUUGUUAGGUCGAGUCGAGUUUAAGUCCUUAGUCAAUUGAGUUUGAGUGGGAAACCAUUAUUAAUGUAUUGUCAUCUUAUUUUUUUGUUGUUACUCUUUUUAACGUUCAUGUUAUACAUGAUGUGGAUUCAAUUGUACUCAGUAAAAAAAAGUCCUAAA
Molecule: messenger RNA, 3890 nt
Organism: Carassius carassius (crucian carp)
Lineage: Eukaryota; Metazoa; Chordata; Actinopteri; Cypriniformes; Cyprinidae
Product: methyl-CpG-binding protein 2-like
Exons: 3
Coding region: 108-1748 (546 amino acids)
Biological process (GO): negative regulation of transcription by RNA polymerase II
Cellular component (GO): heterochromatin; nucleus
Molecular function (GO): double-stranded methylated DNA binding; methyl-CpG binding; chromatin binding
Source: RefSeq, a predicted model, not a curated record